Messenger RNA from Phaedon cochleariae (mustard beetle), 1385 nucleotides. NCBI's taxonomy places the organism in Eukaryota, Metazoa, Arthropoda, Insecta, Coleoptera, Chrysomelidae. The record is from the annotation of a GenBank genome assembly.
GCCCUAGCUUCUCGGCUCUUCCCAGUGUUGUUUCAGGGUGUACAAUUGUAAAAAAAAGCUGUACCACUUGCAUGUUCAACUUUACCAAGGUGAUACAAUCAGAAAAUAUGUACAAAACUGUACAAUUCGACAAUAUUGAAUUCUUUGUUGAUGUAUUCUGAUAUUUCUGAUUCCACACAAUAUGUGGAGUGAAGAGUGUUCAUUGUUCCGUGAAUCCGAGAGAGUAUGUUUUCGCCAUUGUCUGCUAAAUAUGGAGAAAAAAAUCUAGUGAAAGCAUCGGUCACCUCGGUUGAUUAACGCAACAUAUCCAAUAUAUAGUACCAUAGAUUCGUCAAUCCCGUCGUCCCGGUUGGAACACCAGAGCAGAGAACCAGAGGAUUUGUCAAAAUCUCCGGUUGGGGGGUAGUGUGCCCAGCGGCGUCCGAAAUUAGAAUGAUGGAAAUAAGUAGAAAAAAAGGCCGACGUUAAAAAGAAGAAGAAGUAAUUGUCAAAGAACAGCUGAUAAACAGGAUUUAGCAAAAUUUUGACAGAAGUCAACAAUCAACAUUGUUUUUUGUUUAGUGUUUGGUGUUCUUUUUAAUACAAAAAUUAUCUCCAUAUUAUUCAUGUGAUUCCUAUUUGCAAAUUCAGCAAUGUCAGGCACCCCUAGAGAAGAGCAGAACUGUUAUAUUCCUGCAGUGAAUAAUCUUUCAGAGGGGCUAUUGAAAAUCUAUGAACCUUCUUUAACAAAUCUGCAAAUACAACUUGCUGAAAUGCAAUCAAAACAAAACAAACUAACCAGUCAAAUUCAUGAAGAAAAUAUCAGUUUGGCAAAAGUUCAAUAUUCUACCGAAAUACAAGAUACAUUCAAGAAGAUGUCACUUUAUCACAAUAAGUUGUUGGGCAUCAAAAGAGAUAUGAAACAGAUACAUGAAAGGAGUAUGAAACUCAAGAAGCGAGCAAUAAAAAUACAACAAUUUAGAGAAAAAGAAAUGCUAGCAAAAGAGAAGAUUGAACAAGAGCUGAAACGGGAACAAGAGUUAAUUGGUCCAGGACCAAGUAGUAGUGAAUCAUCAUGAAAUAUUACCAUAAACUAUAGAUAUAUUUGAAAGAUAAAAAAUUUCUGAGGCAAUUUCUAUUAAACUGAACUUUUACCAAAUGAUAGGUAUUUGAUAAUUAAUAUCAUAAAGGUAAUUAAUAGAUAAUUUUGAAAUGAAGGUUGGACAAAAUUUGGUAUUGUACAUAUACAUAUAGAGACAUGUAUUUUUAUCAUUUUUAUGUUAAUAAAUAUUGUCCAGAAGGGCACAGUAAAAAGGUAUUUCCAUGUACAGAAUUAUUAUAUACAGGGUGUUACAAAUUCCUGGCUAAGCAUGAUACAGAGUAGGUUAAAUUAGGGUUAAAGUUGC